AUGAAAUUCGGUCUGCAGCUCAAGCAGUCCCUGAUCAAGGACUAUUACUGGCAUUAUAUCGGUUACGAUGACCUUAAGAGCGCCCUCAAGAAACCAUUCAUCAACGGCAAGAGCGGCGAACGAGAACCGUGGACGGACGACGAUGAGGCCAACUUCAUUCGAUUGCUAGAGGCAGAACUUGACAAGGUCUACACAUUCCAAAAGCUGAAGAGUCAAGAGAUUGUCUCCAGAAUCCGGACUGCUGAGUCUGAGGUCAAGGAUGUUAUCGACCGCAAGGAACGUCAGAACCAAGCUGGCGCCGACACCGAUGAUGACCUCGAGAAUGACUUCGAUCUACUCGAGGCCGAUCUCUCCGACAUCAUCGCAGAUGUUCACGACCUGGCGAAAUUCACCCAGCUGAACUACACGGGCUUCCAGAAGAUCAUCAAGAAGCAUGACAAACAGACUCAGCUGAUCCUUCGCCCGUCGUUCGCAACCCGCCUGAAGGCCAAGCCUUUCUUCCAGGACAACUACGAUGCCUUCAUCGUCAAUCUCUCGAAACUGUACGAUCUGGUACGGACAAGAGGCAGCCCGGUGAAGGGAGACAGUGCCGCUGGAGGUGCUCAGCAGAACUUCGUCCGUCAGACCACAAAGUACUGGGUCCACCCAGACAACAUCACCGAGUUGAAGCUCAUCAUCCUCAAGCACUUGCCGGUGCUCGUCUUCAAUCCCAACAAAGAGUUCGAAGAGAAGGACUCGGCCAUCUCAUCCAUCUACUACGACAACCCCGAGACAUGGGAGUUAUACAUGGGUCGUUUAAAGAAAACUGAGGGGGCAGAAGCUAUUCGCCUGCGAUGGUAUGGAGGUAUGGAGAAUGAAACAAUUUUUGUGGAAAGGAAGACACAUCGUGAGGAUUGGACCGGCGAGAAAUCUGUCAAGGCUCGCUUCACCCUGAAAGAGAAAAAUGUCAACGCCUUCCUGGCUGGGAAGAUGACCGUGGAAGAGGUAUUUGCCAAGAUGCGAAAGGAAGGCAAGAAGAGCGUCAAAGAGAUUGAGGACUUGGAACAGCUUGCCCGCGAAAUCCAGUAUCGGGUCAUCAGCCGGAGACUUGUCCCUGUCUGCCGCUCCUUCUACCACCGGACAGCGUUUCAACUUCCUGGUGAUGCCCGCGUGAGAAUCUCACUCGAUACCGAACUUACCAUGGUUCGGGAGGACAACCUGGACGGCCGGCAAAGAUCGGGAAAGAAUUGGCGACGAAUGGACAUUGGCAUCGACUGGCCGUUCCCCCAGCUGCCGCGCGAGGAUGUUGAACUUUUCCCUUAUGCCGUCCUUGAAGUGAAAUUGCAAACUCAAGCCGGCCAAGAGCCACCCCAAUGGAUCAGAGAUCUGACAGCGAGUCACCUGGUCGAGGCCGUGCCCAAAUUCUCGAAAUUCAUCCACGGCACAGCGACCAUGUUCCCCAAUCGGAUCGACCUCCUGCCCUUCUGGUUCCCCCAGAUGGACGUCGACAUUCGGAAACCCAUCACUCACCGUUUUGGCAUUGAGAGGCCCGCUAAUACAGCCAGCUAUAGUACCAGCGAUGUCGAUGAUGAUGAUGAGUACGACUCGGACGAUGCCAUGGCAGCCGACACGCAGACUACGAGUCAGACGACGCCCAUGGUCAACGGCUCGCAGAAUGACGACGAUGAGGGUACCAGGAGGCUCAAAGCAGCAAGGCAAAUCCUUGCUGAGCACAGCCGCGCUCAAGACAGGGACGAUCUAGACGACGCUAACGCCGCACCAGGGAACUCGCUCGACGAGGAGGAAAGAGUUGCCGCCCUGCCUGUUCAAGACGAUGAGUACCUGUACGACUCUGAGGCUGAUGACGUUGAAGACGAGCUCGAAGCAGCCCGCCACUCCAAGUCGUGGAAAUACUACCCUUUGCUUGUGAAACACCACGCCCAGUUGGCUGCCGAUCACUUCCUCAACUUCUUCCACAAGAUACCCACGACCACACCAUUGCCGCAGAACGGGUCUGUCGCGGGUGGUGGAAACCAGAUGACGGGCAGUGUUCAGGUUAAACGCUUUAAGGCACCCAAGGGCAAACGAAUCCACGUUCCCGUCCGGGUCGAACCAAAAGUCUACUUUGCUGCCGAGCGAACCUUCCUCUCCUGGUUGGAAUUCAGCAUCAUCAUCGGAUCCAUUGCCGCCACCCUCCUGAAUUUCGGUGAUUAUGUCAGUUUGAUCAGUGCAUGGGGCUUUACCAUUGUUGCAUGUGCAGCGCUAAUAUACAGUGUUGUCAUUUACUGGUUGCGAGUGCAGAUGAUCCGAAAGAGGAGAGCGAGUGUGAGCAGAUAUUACGACAAAUAUGGCACUACAGGCUUGUGCAUCGGGCUGCUUGCAGCGACAGCCGUCUCAUUCUUUUUCCGCAUCAAAGAGGACGGGUGGUUUCAGAAACAGGGGGUGGGUGUCGUGAGUGAGCUUUGA
Cladophialophora carrionii CBS 160.54 is the source of this 2445-nucleotide messenger RNA. RefSeq lists its product as uncharacterized. Bases 1 to 2445 code for a protein of 814 amino acids. Gene Ontology annotation, cellular component: fungal-type vacuole membrane; vacuolar transporter chaperone complex. The record is from RefSeq and is a predicted model, not a curated record. Gene Ontology annotation, biological process: microautophagy; vacuole fusion, non-autophagic; polyphosphate metabolic process. Lineage: Eukaryota; Fungi; Ascomycota; Eurotiomycetes; Chaetothyriales; Herpotrichiellaceae. The transcript is spliced from 2 exons.